Molecule: messenger RNA, 2588 nt
Organism: Botrytis cinerea B05.10
Lineage: Eukaryota; Fungi; Ascomycota; Leotiomycetes; Helotiales; Sclerotiniaceae
Exons: 2
Coding region: 82-1341 (419 amino acids)
Source: RefSeq, a predicted model, not a curated record
GGUGUGUAUUGCAUCGUAUGGUGAAGUUUCGAAUAUUCCGUGAUAGAUACAAUACGGUGACCGGAAAAUAAUCAUCACACCAUGUGCCAAAAUAGGUUUGAUUUUCAUAAGGCCUUGUCGUCAGAAUUCAAUAAUCAACCCUUCCUUCUCAUUAUGCCUCCAGCUCCAGAUCCCGAAGAACUUCUAGAACAACACGAUGACACCCCAGAAACCGGUUCCACAUCUCGAAAACCUGGCCGUCCUCCUGGCGUGAGCUUGGAACCAUAUAAAGAUCUUAUAGUCAAACUUUUCGCGGACGAGAAUACUCCCAUCAUUGACAUUACAAGAAGGCUCAAUCGAGAAUUAGGCUUAGAUGUCUCUGAACGUAAAGUCUCUCGAAGUUUGGCAGCAUGGAAUAUUCGCAAAAGAAAUCGUGGGCCCAUCCCUCAAGCUCUCCAAGAUCGUUUGACCCAUCAUUAUAAUUCAAAUCUCAAUGACGACCAAAUUACUCAAGCUUUGAUUUCCGAAGGGUUCGAAAUAAAAAGAUCGAAUUUGGGGCGCUUACGACAGAAGCUCGGUAUGCGACGAAGGUCUCGUUAUUCUGAAUUUCGCGAACACUCAGAAGGCCCCGCAGUUGUCAACACUCCAUCGUCUCAACACCCUUCCACAAUUACACCGAAACCAAACAAUACCAAACCAAAGAUGGCACAAAAUGUUGGUCUCAUUGCGCAAGUCACGGCUUUUGUCGAAAAAUAUAUGAGCGCAUAUGACGGAUCUCACGACUUCAACCACAUUCGACGCGUUGUUGGGCUGGCGCAUAGGAUCUACAAGGAGCUUAAGGCAGAGAGGACAGGAGGCCCAGAAUUAGAUUUACAAGUUGUCACGUUGGCGGCGCUGUUGCAUGAUGUAGGCGACAAGAAGUAUCUCUUACCUGGACAGGAUUCAAAUACUUUGGUGCUCUCAACACUAUUGAGUUUUGGGGCCGAAGAAACACUGGCCGUAAAAGUACAGAGAAUCGUCCUAGGCGUUUCGUAUUCGAGUGAGAUAAAGGAUUUGGCAUCAGUGAGGGGCAUGAUCGAGAAGUACCCAGAGCUGGCUGUAGUCCAAGACGCUGACCGGCUCGAUGCUAUUGGCGCGAUCGGAAUUGGAAGAACAUUCACAUUCGGCGGAGCAAAGGGUGCAAGGAACAUGGGAGAGACCAUUCAGCAUUUCGAAGACAAACUGGAGAAACUAGGAGGAAUGAUGAAGACAGCUCCAGGCAAACGAAUGGCGGAAGAGAGAACCAAAAGAUUGGCAACGUUCAAGGAAUGGUGGGAAGAAGAACAACAAGAAGCUGAAGGUUUACUGCGACCUCAAUCCUAGCCUUGAUUUUACAGACCUUGAUGGGUAGUUGGAAAACAGCUCUUCGACGCAAGAAAAAAUGAUUGGAUCUAUAGUACACUGAGCUUGGUUUCAUUUGCUUUAUUAGUGUUGGCCUCAUUUGCUUCCCAUCAAGGUGCCUUUAUGCGAUGUCCGUAUUCAAAAGGUAAUGGCAGCUUGCAAUUUCCACCCAGAUUCUUCCAACCUCCUGUUCUACUCAUACCAUUGAAGAUGGACAGCAUGGCGCCGGAACUGCUCAGGCAAAUACUCAGCUAUCUUCCUACAUCUUCGCUUCGCUCGUGUCGCUUUGUCGACCGUACUUUCUCCAUCAUUGCCUUCUCCCUUCUAUUUUCACAUAUACCGCAUUGGCUGGAUGGCAACAAGUCACUCCAGCUUCUCGUAUCAUUUGCCCACGACGCAUUCAAUAGACCUGCAGUCAUCUGGUCCCCAUGGGCAACGAUUCCUGAUGUGCGUGUCGACGCAAUGUGGUUACAAAUUGUCUGGAAGCUAUUUAAGGGAUCCGAUUUUCAUGACGGAGGAAGAGGAGAGGAGUUGACGGCAGAAAACUUUGCCAGGCUCAGUGGAGUAGUCGAUAUGAGUGAGGCGAGAUUAAGGACCGCUCAAAGUAGAUACUUGCUUUUCAAAUCUUACACGAAAAAGUCUGUACUUUAACAUUGAUGGAGGAGCAUGACCUGUUCCUUGACGUCCCCAUUUAUUGUCGUGCUCAGGGUCGAGAUGCAUUUUCGGAGAAUUGGCGUGGGAACAGGCUCGUCCAGACCAAGAGAGUGUUACCGGGAACGAUGGAGCUCUGGGCGAAGAAGUAUUUCGGUUUGUGGCCGUGUGGAUUCUUCGGACCUUCCUUCCAUUAUUGGAGUCAAAUAAGUCACGCAUGAGAUAGUUCGUAUACAAAUCCUUUCAGUAUCCACAUUACUGAGAUUGGAAUCUACUCCGAAGAUGAUCCCUGACAAGAAGCAAUUCCCUCAGUGCGCAUGUUGUCAAAAUAAAGUAACGUCUUUUCUCUCUCCUCUACGCCGUACAUCGCUGUGAAGACAGACACGAAGCUUUAGUGGAGGUCUUGGUGGAUAUCGUUUCCCUUACCCCGCAGUCAAACGUCAAUAAGACGAUUUGUACAUGUCUCACUUGUCACUUAGAGUUUUCUUCCAUCGGGAUUCUCAAACGUCGAUACUUCCACCUGCUCAACUGCACCUCGGAAUCUUUUCGUGAUUCACAGGAUUUGUUUUUCGACUUCA